Messenger RNA from Topomyia yanbarensis, 3893 nucleotides. RefSeq names its product WASH complex subunit 4 (gene SWIP). The record is from RefSeq and is a predicted model, not a curated record. Bases 201 to 3599 code for a protein of 1132 amino acids. The transcript is spliced from 9 exons. Gene Ontology annotation, cellular component: endosome; WASH complex. Lineage: Eukaryota; Metazoa; Arthropoda; Insecta; Diptera; Culicidae. Gene Ontology annotation, biological process: endosomal transport; endosome organization.
GUGUGGGUGGAAAAUGUAAACAGCGAGUGUCCAUGAAAUCAUAUUUUGAAUUCGUAUCGUGUAUCCAAAGUUGCGUUUUUGUGCGAAUAAUAAUUUUGUAAAUUUAUUAUCUACGCUAAACUGCUACUGUGUGUAUCAGAUCAAGGACAUAAUAAAUAAAAAUAAAUUUUGUGAAUAAAUUUUAAUUAGGCAUACGCACAAUGCACCGUAAUCAGCACAAUUUAAAUUAUUACGGCGCGACUCAGAUAAAAGAGUUUGGGCUUUUCUUGGAGGACUAUGACGUUCAACUGCAACGCCUGAAGAGCGGAACAAGUGGAGGUUUAACGUUCCCGACGGUGGCUAUCCAGUUGGUUGCUUCUAAAGAAGAUUUGAGUUCCAUAUCGUUAGUUGAUACCGACAACAAAGUGCUGAACAAGUUACUAUACACAUUCAGUGCGCUAUGCCAUGAAGUAGACGCUUUAAAAGAUGAAUUCGAGGAAAUCGUCCGUGAGUUUCUGUGUUUCGAUGAGUCGCUGGACGAUAGUACAGAUCAACUGCGGGAAGAUAGUGUCGUGACUGUCGAUCGGUCAUCGUUGCUGGCUAUAAGCAGUAAAAUCGCAAUGGUCACAAAAAUUAAGUGUUACUUCGAGCGGAUAGUUGAGGUGUCUGUUGUGAUCCUACUGCAAAUGGGAGCUCUUUUUGAUCCGCUAAAUAAAUUUGGCCAUUUUAAUCAUUGCAAUUGGGAUUUGCAUUUGAUGUUUAAUUACCUGGCAGAAUUGAUGUAUAUGCCACUUCUGUUUGAUACAGUCUUGGAACAGUCGGUUUUUAAAACAUACUGGAAGUUCUACGUAAAGCAAAUAAGAUCCAUAAAACUAAACCCAAAGAAACUGAACAAAACAUUGAAGGUAGAACAAAUUUACGACUUGAACAAAGCGAUUGAUGAAAUAACUCUGUGGCUUGAUGGAACUGCCUAUAAGCACAUUUUAGAGGGUAUGUUCAAUGCAAAGCAAAAGGUAGUCAUGGAAUCAGCAGCGGUGAUAUCGGACAAAUUACUGAAGUAUCUCAAACAACGUAUUUCCGAAGUUACAACAUACAAUGUUAACGUAUCGAGUAAUGAGGAGUCCACCAGUGUCGUCAAACUGAAUGCAAUGGUAAACCUGUAUCAUUACAUUUUCGUCAGCAUUGAUAGUAAAGUUAUGAAAAAUUUGAUCGAGAUCAACGAAAAAUUCUGCGACAUUCCUUUGAUAGGCAAAGUAAUGUGGGUUCCCGACGAUUUUUUUCGAAAAUAUGGCCACAAAUCGAUACGUGAUUGCGAUCGAAAUGAUUAUCAAAAGGCGCGAAGCGCCCAUAUCACCUACCGAAAGAAGAGUUUGGUGAAAGACAUUCUUGUGUACUGUAUUCAAGUAACCAGCUGGCUGGUGCGUAUUACUGCUGCAUUCAAAACUACCAAACACGACACAACACUUGAUACGCUGCGCCAAAAGUGUGGACUGAUCUUUGAGGGCGUGCAGUACGCACAGGAGAUUAGCUUUCUUGUUCAAUCCAUCACGUCAUUGCAUUUAUAUUUGCAUGAGUCAAUCAGUGAACAAAUGUUUCAAUCCGUUGGAAAACUUCUCGAGUAUCUACAGUGCAUUUACAACUUCUUCGGAUGCAACCAGCAGGCUAUCGCCGAAGCGAAUCAGUUUAUAAUCCAACACUUACAGCAUAAAAUAUUCGUCAUAGUGGGACAUUCCAAGAAAAGGCUUAUUACCGAAGCCAAGCAAGCAAAGCUGAAAAAGAGUGAAGCAUUCAUCGAUAAACUUUCAGCGUUUCAUGUGAUUGAACGUUGCAUGAGUGGCCCAGCAAAUCGAACUAGGUUGACCAUUGCGCGACUAGCAAUUUCGAUCAGUGAUCCGCGACAAACAUUUGCACCAGAGAGUUACGAAAAGAUACGUAUCUUGCUUGAACAGUUAGAUACGCUUUCCAGUUUGCAAAUCAAGCUCCGUCGCUUGUGCGAUAAUCAGUUUCUUUAUUGGCAUCAGAUGUUUUUUGCGCUAUACGUGGAGGACUAUUAUAAACAAAGCCUGUCGCAAAAUAAUCUCAAGUUUUUAGCUCAAUCCGCUUCGAUCUGUUGCGAUAGCUUAGCAGAAAUAUCAUCUGAUGAAAGUGCUAAGAAUACGGUAGCUCAGCUUGCAAAAAGCCAUCGGAAAACCUUCACCGAGCGACUACUGCAGCAGAUCAGUAAUCACAUCGAAACGUACAUUCGUCUUGAUUACUACGGCAAAACGUCGCAGAUUGAGGCUUUCAAUCCAUUUACCGACGCCACAAUGGCAUUGAAUAACAUCCAUUCACUGGUUCGAAUGGAACCUGUGCUGAUCGGUGGACAAUAUCUGUGUGUGAUAGAGCAUGUCAAGCGUUAUCUUAGUAAUACCUAUUACACAUUGGCUUCGAUUUCUCAGCACGACUGGAAAAUUUACAAAGAAAUGCGUUGUCAAGCUGACAGUUAUCAUAUUGGAACCAUCGAAGAUCAGCUUCCAAAGCAAACAUUGGAACAAGGAUUGGAUGUGUUAGAAAUUAUGCAUAAUAUUGAAUACUUCGUCAGUCACUAUGUAUACAAUUUGAAUUUUCAAAUUUUUAUCGAGCAAACAAGUGGGAAUCAUUUUUUGAAUACGGUUAGCAUUAGCCACAUCGCAAAUUCAUUGCGAAGGCACGGAAAUGGCAUCAUUAAUACAACGGUGAACUAUACCUUUCAAUUUUUGCGGCAAAAAUUCUUCGCCUUCUCCCACUUCUUGUACGACGAGCAAAUCAAGGCACGACUAACUAGCGACGCAAAGUACUUUCUGGAGAACUCAGAUGCACUUAACCAGACCUAUGAUUUUGAUCGAGCGCACGCGUUCAAUAGGAAAAUUAAAAAUCUCGGUCUCUCUGAAGCUGGUGAAACUUAUAUGGAUCUUUUUCGGAAACUGAUUUGUCAUAUAGGCAACGCUAUGGGAUACGUGCGGAUGAUCCGUUCCGGUGCCUUGCAUGAGUGUACCGAAGCAACGGUUUACCUACCGGUUAUUGACGGUGAUCUAAAUUUCGAAAAGUAUGCAAAGGAAGAAUCCUUGCAUGAGGAGACGAUUUGUGCGGCAGAACUUUUGGAGAACGAUAUAAAUAGUUUGUGUAAGAACUAUCGAAUAGAUACUAAUUAUUUUCGUCUGUUGGUGAAUGCAUUCCUAAGUUUGCGACACGCGGAAAAUAUUCAUUUGCAAAAUUUUUAUAUGAUAAUUCCACCAUUAACGAUUAACUUUGUGGAAUACAUUUUGAAGGCAAAGGAAAAAAUCGCCAAAAAGGACAAGGUUGGUGCUUUGUUUACAGAUGACGGAUUUGCGAUGGGUAUUGCUUACAUUUUGAAGCUGCUAGAUCAAACAACUAAGUUUAAUUCGUUACAUUGGUUCCGAUCCGUCAAGAAUAAGUACAACCAAGAACUUGAGAAAUUGGAUGCCCAAGAGCAGCAGUCGGCAAAGGCGAAUGAUGGAGAUAAAUUGAUGCAAACAUUUGCACUAACUAGGCGACGACUCAAGAUGGUACAACAGGAGUUUGAUUUGCUAUUCUGUAACCUGAGCAGUGCAAAGAUUUUUUACAACGAUGCGGUCGAUUAACAGAGCUUCUUGUACUAAACGCAAGUUUGUGUUGAUUUUUUUUAGUUUUUAAUAGCUUGAACCCAUUCCUAUGUUGUAUGUAGAGAAUGUCAUGGUUCUGCUACCCAGUGAGGCCAUGUUUUUAUUUCUUCGUAUAACUUUCGCCCAGGGCUCUCAGUGGGGCUGCAUUGGCAAUGGGCUAUUAGCUGAUAGUCUUCUUGGAUGUAUCCAUCGCGAACUCCUCUGCGAAAUUUCAAUAAAAUGUUUAAUCAGAUGCAUCAGAUAUUUUAUUCUAUACCUUUCUAUGAGUAGUUU